Acanthosepion pharaonis is the source of this 1029-nucleotide messenger RNA. The record is from the annotation of a GenBank genome assembly. NCBI's taxonomy places the organism in Eukaryota, Metazoa, Mollusca, Cephalopoda, Sepiida, Sepiidae.
AUGAAGAAGGCGGCGAAGGAGAUCUGGUGGAAAUGGCGGCAAAAUCCGAAAGACGUAUACACAAAGGAGACUGACAGGAAGGGGAGAAAAAAAAACUGCACACACAGGCUAAAAGAAUGUGUGAACAGAUUGUUCUUAGCCGUCUCAGACGGUUCGUAUUGGAAGCCGACGCAUAUCUCUAUCAAUCAAUCAGAAUUUGUUCGGGCCGGCUUUUUUUUAUACCUACGUAUCUCGAUUAGGAUUCAUAUCUAUCUAUCUAUCUAUCUAUCUAUCUAUCUAUCUAUCUAUCUAUCACAGUCGGUUAGUAACAAACUAUCUAUCUAUCUAUCUAUACAUGUUCGUGCGUAUCUAUUUAGACGUCACGGGUUAUAUCGAUUUCAAUCUUUACAUAUCUAUCUAUCUUGUUGGCUAGAUAUCUCAUUUCUUUUAUUUCUAUCUAUCUAUCUCGACCUUCUUCUUUCUAUCUGUCUCGACCACUGGUCAUAUGUAUUUGUUUUCAUUAUCUAUCUAUCUAUCUAUCUAUCUAUCUAUCUAUCUAUCUAUCUAUCUAUCUAUCUAUCUAAUUCAUUUCUUUUGUUUCUAUCUAUAGCAAUCUGUUCAUAUCUAUCUAUCUAUCUAUCUAUCUAUCUAUCUAUCUAUCUAUCUAAUUCUAUUCAUAUCUAUCUAUCUAUCUAUCUAUCUCAUUCUGUUCAAAUCUAUCUAUCUAUUUCAUUUCUUUCGUUUCUAUCUAUCUAUCGCAAUCGGUUUGUAUCUAUCUAUCUAUCUAACUAUCUAUCUAUCUAUCUAUCUAUCUAUCUAUCUAUCUAUCUAUCGCAAUCGGUUUGUAUCUAUCUAUCUAUCUAUCUAUCUAUCUAUCUAUCUAUCUAUCUAGACCAUUCUGAUCAUAUCUAUCUAUCUAUCUAUCUAUCUAUCUAUCUAUCUAUCUAUCUAUCUAUCUAUCUCAGUCUGUUCGUAUCUAUCUAUUUAUAUGUCUCUGGAAAGAUAUCUAUUACAAAGGUUUCAUAUCUAUCUAUCUAUCUAUCUAUCUGA